AGCCCGAAGUUUCCUGCGCCGCGCGCGGACGGGCUCGAGGCUCGCUCGCUGCCUCACCGGUCCCCGGCCCGCGCCCCGCGCCCCGCGCCCCGCGCCCCGGCCUCACCCGUCCGCUCAGCGGCCUCCACGCCGCGCCGAGGCCGCCGCCGUCGCCUCCGCCGGGCGAGCCGGAGCCGGAGUCGAGCCGCGGCCGGGAGCCGGGCGGGCUGGGGACGCGGGCCGGGGGCGGAGGCGCUGGGGGCCGGGGCCGGGGCCGGGGGCGGAGGCGCUGGGGGCCGGGGCCGGGGCCGGGCGCCGAGCGGGGUCCGCGGUGACCGCGCCGCCCGGGCGAUGCCCGCGGGGACGCCGCCGGCCAGCAGAGCGAGGUGCUGCCGGCCGCCACCAUGACCGAGGGCGCACGGGCCGCCGACGAGGUCCGGGUGCCCCUGGGCGCGCCGCCCCCUGGCCCUGCGGCGUUGGUGGGGGCGUCCCCGGAGAGCCCCGGGGCGCCGGGACGCGAGGCGGAGCGGGGGUCCGAGCUCGGCGUGUCACCCUCCGAGAGCCCGGCGGCCGAGCGCGGCGCGGAGCUGGGUGCCGACGAGGAGCAGCGCGUCCCGUACCCGGCCUUGGCGGCCACGGUCUUCUUCUGCCUCGGUCAGACCACGCGGCCGCGCAGCUGGUGCCUCCGGCUGGUCUGCAACCCAUGGUUCGAGCACGUGAGCAUGCUGGUAAUCAUGCUCAACUGCGUGACCCUGGGCAUGUUCCGGCCCUGUGAGGACGUUGAGUGCGGCUCCGAGCGCUGCAACAUCCUGGAGGCCUUUGACGCCUUCAUUUUCGCCUUUUUUGCGGUGGAGAUGGUCAUCAAGAUGGUGGCCUUGGGGCUGUUCGGGCAGAAGUGUUACCUGGGUGACACGUGGAACAGGCUGGAUUUCUUCAUCGUCGUGGCGGGCAUGAUGGAGUACUCGUUGGACGGACACAACGUGAGCCUCUCGGCUAUCAGGACCGUGCGGGUGCUGCGGCCCCUCCGCGCCAUCAACCGCGUGCCUAGCAUGCGGAUCCUGGUCACUCUGCUGCUGGAUACGCUGCCCAUGCUCGGGAACGUCCUUCUGCUGUGCUUCUUCGUCUUCUUCAUUUUCGGCAUCGUUGGCGUCCAGCUCUGGGCUGGCCUCCUGCGGAACCGCUGCUUCCUGGACAGUGCCUUUGUCAGGAACAACAACCUGACCUUCCUGCGGCCGUACUACCAGACGGAGGAGGGCGAGGAGAACCCGUUCAUCUGCUCCUCACGCCGAGACAACGGCAUGCAGAAGUGCUCGCACAUCCCCGGCCGCCGCGAGCUGCGCAUGCCCUGCACCCUGGGCUGGGAGGCCUACACGCAGCCGCAGGCCGAGGGGGUGGGCGCUGCACGCAACGCCUGCAUCAACUGGAACCAGUACUACAACGUGUGCCGCUCGGGUGACUCCAACCCCCACAACGGUGCCAUCAACUUCGACAACAUCGGCUACGCCUGGAUUGCCAUCUUCCAGGUGAUCACGCUGGAAGGCUGGGUGGACAUCAUGUACUACGUCAUGGACGCCCACUCAUUCUACAACUUCAUCUAUUUCAUCCUGCUCAUCAUCGUGGGCUCCUUCUUCAUGAUCAACCUGUGCCUGGUGGUGAUUGCCACGCAGUUCUCGGAGACGAAGCAGCGGGAGAGUCAGCUGAUGCGGGAGCAGCGGGCACGCCACCUGUCCAACGACAGCACGCUGGCCAGCUUCUCCGAGCCUGGCAGCUGCUACGAAGAGCUGCUGAAGUACGUGGGCCACAUAUUCCGCAAGGUCAAGCGGCGCAGCUUGCGCCUCUACGCCCGCUGGCAGAGCCGCUGGCGCAAGAAGGUGGACCCCAGUGCUGUGCAAGGCCAGGGUCCCGGGCACCGCCAGCGCCGGGCAGGCAGGCACACAGCCUCGGUGCACCACCUGGUCUACCACCACCAUCACCACCACCACCACCACUACCAUUUCAGCCAUGGCAGCCCCCGCAGGCCCGGCCCCGAGCCAGGCGCCUGCGACACCAGGCUGGUCCGAGCUGGCGCGCCCCCCUCGCCACCUUCCCCAGGCCGCGGACCCCCCGACGCAGAGUCUGUGCACAGCAUCUACCAUGCCGACUGCCACAUAGAGGGGCCGCAGGAGAGGGCCCGGGUGGCACAUGCCGCAGCCACUGCCGCUGCCAGCCUCAGACUGGCCACAGGGCUGGGCACCAUGAACUACCCCACGAUCCUGCCCUCAGGGGUGGGCAGCGGCAAAGGCAGCACCAGCCCCGGACCCAAGGGGAAGUGGGCCGGUGGACCGCCAGGCACCGGGGGGCACGGCCCGUUGAGCUUGAACAGCCCUGAUCCCUACGAGAAGAUCCCGCAUGUGGUCGGGGAGCAUGGACUGGGCCAGGCCCCUGGCCAUCUGUCGGGCCUCAGUGUGCCCUGCCCCCUGCCCAGCCCCCCAGCGGGCACACUGACCUGUGAGCUGAAGAGCUGCCCGUACUGCACCCGUGCCCUGGAGGACCCGGAGGGUGAGCUCAGCGGCUCGGAAAGUGGAGACUCAGAUGGCCGUGGCGUCUAUGAAUUCACGCAGGACGUCCGGCACGGUGACCGCUGGGACCCCACGCGACCACCCCGUGCGACGGACACACCAGGCCCAGGCCCAGGCAGCCCCCAGCGGCGGGCACAGCAGAGGGCAGCCCCGGGCGAGCCAGGCUGGAUGGGCCGCCUCUGGGUUACCUUCAGCGGCAAGCUGCGCCGCAUCGUGGACAGCAAGUACUUCAGCCGUGGCAUCAUGAUGGCCAUCCUUGUCAACACGCUGAGCAUGGGCGUGGAGUACCAUGAGCAGCCCGAGGAGCUGACUAAUGCUCUGGAGAUCAGCAACAUCGUGUUCACCAGCAUGUUUGCCCUGGAGAUGCUGCUGAAGCUGCUGGCCUGCGGCCCUCUGGGCUACAUCCGGAACCCGUACAACAUCUUCGACGGCAUCAUCGUGGUCAUCAGCGUCUGGGAGAUCGUGGGGCAGGCGGACGGUGGCUUGUCUGUGCUGCGCACCUUCCGGCUGCUGCGUGUGCUGAAGCUGGUGCGCUUUCUGCCAGCCCUGCGGCGCCAGCUCGUGGUGCUGGUGAAGACCAUGGACAACGUGGCUACCUUCUGCACGCUGCUCAUGCUCUUCAUUUUCAUCUUCAGCAUCCUGGGCAUGCACCUUUUCGGCUGCAAGUUCAGCCUGAAGACAGACACCGGAGACACCGUGCCUGACAGGAAGAACUUCGACUCCCUGCUGUGGGCCAUCGUCACCGUGUUCCAGAUCCUGACCCAGGAGGACUGGAACGUGGUCCUGUACAACGGCAUGGCCUCCACCUCCUCCUGGGCCGCCCUCUACUUCGUGGCCCUCAUGACCUUCGGCAACUAUGUGCUCUUCAACCUGCUGGUGGCCAUCCUCGUGGAGGGCUUCCAGGCGGAGGGCGAUGCCAACAGAUCCGACACGGACGAGGACAAGACGUCGGUCCACUUCGAGGAGGACUUCCACAAGCUCAGAGAACUCCAGACCACAGAGCUGAAGAUGUGUUCCCUGGCCGUGACCCCCAACGGGCACCUGGAGGGACGAGGCAGCCUGUCCCCUCCCCUCAUCAUGUGCACAGCUGCCACGCCCAUGCCUACCCCCAAGAGCUCACCAUUCCUGGAUGCAGCCCCCAGCCUCCCAGACUCUCGGCGUGGCAGCAGCAGCUCCGGGGACCCGCCACUGGGAGACCAGAAGCCUCCGGCCAGCCUCCGAAGUUCUCCCUGUGCCCCCUGGGGCCCCAGUGGCGCCUGGAGCAGCCGGCGCUCCAGCUGGAGCAGCCUGGGCCGUGCCCCCAGCCUCAAGCGCCGCGGCCAGUGUGGGGAACGUGAGUCCCUGCUGUCUGGCGAGGGCAAGGGCAGCACCGACGACGAAGCUGAGGACGGCAGGGCCGCGCCCGGGCCCCGUGCCACCCCACUGCGGCGGGCCGAGUCCCUGGACCCACGGCCCCUGCGGCCGGCCGCCCUCCCGCCUACCAAGUGCCGCGAUCGCGACGGGCAGGUGGUGGCCCUGCCCAGCGACUUCUUCCUGCGCAUCGACAGCCACCGUGAGGAUGCAGCCGAGCUUGACGACGACUCGGAGGACAGCUGCUGCCUCCGCCUGCAUAAAGUGCUGGAGCCCUACAAGCCCCAGUGGUGCCGGAGCCGCGAGGCCUGGGCCCUCUACCUCUUCUCCCCACAGAACCGGUUCCGCGUCUCCUGCCAGAAGGUCAUCACACACAAGAUGUUUGAUCACGUGGUCCUCGUCUUCAUCUUCCUCAACUGCGUCACCAUCGCCCUGGAGAGGCCUGACAUUGAUCCCGGCAGCACCGAGCGGGUCUUCCUCAGCGUCUCCAAUUACAUCUUCACGGCCAUCUUCGUGGCGGAGAUGAUGGUGAAGGUGGUGGCCCUGGGGCUGCUGUCCGGCGAGCACGCCUACCUGCAGAGCAGCUGGAACCUGCUGGAUGGGCUGCUGGUGCUGGUGUCCCUGGUGGACAUUGUCGUGGCCAUGGCCUCGGCUGGUGGCGCCAAGAUCCUGGGUGUUCUGCGCGUGCUGCGUCUGCUGCGGACCCUGCGGCCUCUGAGGGUCAUCAGCCGGGCCCCGGGCCUCAAGCUGGUGGUGGAGACGCUGAUAUCAUCACUCAGGCCCAUUGGGAACAUCGUCCUCAUCUGCUGCGCCUUCUUCAUCAUUUUUGGCAUUUUGGGUGUGCAGCUCUUCAAAGGGAAGUUCUACUACUGCGAGGGCCCCGACACCAGGAACAUCUCCACCAAGGCACAGUGCCGGGCCGCCCACUACCGCUGGGUGCGACGCAAGUACAACUUCGACAACCUGGGCCAGGCCCUGAUGUCGCUGUUCGUGCUGUCAUCCAAGGAUGGAUGGGUGAACAUCAUGUACGACGGGCUGGAUGCCGUGGGUGUCGACCAGCAGCCUGUGCAGAACCACAACCCCUGGAUGCUGCUGUACUUCAUCUCCUUCCUGCUCAUCGUCAGCUUCUUCGUGCUCAACAUGUUCGUGGGCGUCGUGGUCGAGAACUUCCACAAGUGCCGGCAGCACCAGGAGGCGGAGGAGGCGCGGCGGCGAGAGGAGAAGCGGCUGCGGCGCCUAGAGAGGAGGCGCAGGAGUAAGGCGCUCCCGGUGGCGGUGGCGGUGGCGGAGGCCCAGCGCCGGCCCUACUAUGCCGACUACUCGCCCACGCGCCGCUCCAUUCACUCGCUGUGCACCAGCCACUAUCUCGACCUCUUCAUCACCUUCAUCAUCUGUGUCAACGUCAUCACCAUGUCCAUGGAGCACUAUAACCAACCCAAGUCGCUGGACGAGGCCCUCAAGUACUGCAACUACGUCUUCACCAUCGUGUUUGUCUUCGAGGCUGCACUGAAGCUGGUAGCAUUUGGGUUCCGUCGGUUCUUCAAGGACAGGUGGAACCAGCUGGACCUGGCCAUCGUGCUGCUGUCACUCAUGGGCAUCACGCUGGAGGAGAUAGAGAUGAGCGCCGCGCUGCCCAUCAACCCCACCAUCAUCCGCAUCAUGCGCGUGCUUCGCAUUGCCCGUGUGCUGAAGCUGCUGAAGAUGGCUACGGGCAUGCGCGCCCUGCUGGACACUGUGGUGCAAGCUCUCCCCCAGGUGGGGAACCUGGGCCUUCUUUUCAUGCUCCUGUUUUUUAUCUAUGCUGCGCUGGGAGUGGAGCUGUUCGGGAGGCUGGAGUGCAGUGAAGACAACCCCUGCGAGGGCCUGAGCAGGCACGCCACCUUCAGCAACUUCGGCAUGGCCUUCCUCACGCUGUUCCGCGUGUCCACGGGGGACAACUGGAACGGGAUCAUGAAGGACACGCUGCGCGAGUGCUCCCGUGAGGACAAGCACUGCCUGAGCUACCUGCCGGCCCUGUCGCCCGUCUACUUCGUGACCUUCGUGCUGGUGGCCCAGUUCGUGCUGGUGAACGUGGUGGUGGCCGUGCUCAUGAAGCACCUGGAGGAGAGCAACAAGGAGGCACGGGAGGAUGCGGAGCUGGACGCCGAGAUCGAGCUGGAGAUGGCGCAGGGCCCCGGGAGUGCACGCCGGGUGGACGCGGACAGGCCUCCCUUGCCCCAGGAGAGUCCGGGCGCCAGGGACGCCCCAAACCUGGUUGCACGCAAGGUGUCCGUGUCCAGGAUGCUCUCGCUGCCCAACGACAGCUACAUGUUCAGGCCCGUGGUGCCUGCCUCGGCGCCCCACCCCCGCCCGCUGCAGGAGGUGGAGAUGGAGACCUAUGGGGCCGGCACCCCCUUGGGCUCCGUUGCCUCUGUGCACUCUCCGCCCGCAGAGUCCUGUGCCUCCCUCCAGAUCCCAUUGGCUGUGUCGUCCCCAGCCAGGAGCGGCGAGCCCCUCCACGCCCUGUCCCCUCGGGGCACAGCCCGCUCCCCCAGUCUCAGCCGGCUGCUCUGCAGACAGGUAGGAGAAGCCGUUGGCCUGCAGCAGAGGCUGGCGGGGAUGGGGGGCUUGCAGGGAUGCCUCGUCUCAUCUGAAGGACCAGCAGACGAGGACAAGGCAGGAGGAGGGUCGCACUGGGUCCUUGGGGCUCCGAAGGUUUCUGCCUGCUGCUUGGUGGAUCUUGGAGCAUUGGGCCCAGGAGGCUGUGCACACCGAUUCCUUGGAAGGGAAGAUUGACAGCCCUAGGGACACCCUGGAUCCUGCAGAGCCUGGUGAGAAAACCCCGGUGAGGCCGGUGACCCAGGGGGGCUCCCUGCAGUCCCCACCACGCUCCCCACGGCCCGCCAGCGUCCGCACUCGUAAGCAUACCUUCGGACAGCGCUGCGUCUCCAGCCGGCCGGCGGCCCCAGGCGGAGAGGAGGCCGAGGCCUCGGACCCAGCCGACGAGGAGGUCAGCCACAUCACCAGCUCCGCCUGCCCCUGGCAGCCCACAGCCGAGCCCCAUGGCCCCGAAGCCUCUCCGGUGGCCGGCGGCGAGCGGGACCUGCGCAGGCUCUACAGCGUGGAUGCUCAGGGCUUCCUGGACAAGCCGGGCCGGGCAGACGAGCAGUGGCGGCCCUCGGCGGAGCUGGGCAGCGGGGAGCCUGGGGAGGCGAAGGCCUGGGGCCCUGAGGCCGAGCCCGCUCUGGGUGCGCGCAGAAAGAAGAAGAUGAGCCCCCCCUGCAUCUCGGUGGAACCCCCUGCGGAGGACGAGGGCUCUGCGCGGCCCUCCGCGGCAGAGGGCGGCAGCACCACACUGAGGCGCAGGACCCCGUCCUGUGAGGCCACGCCUCACAGGGACUCCCUGGAGCCCACAGAGGGCUCAGGCGCCGGGGGGGACCCUGCAGCCAAGGGGGAGCGCUGGGGCCAGGCCUCCUGCCGGGCUGAGCACCUGACCGUCCCCAGCUUUGCCUUUGAGCCGCUGGACCUCGGGGUCCCCAGUGGAGACCCUUUCUUGGACGGUAGCCACAGUGUGACCCCAGAAUCCAGAGCUUCCUCUUCAGGGGCCAUAGUGCCCCUGGAACCCCCAGAAUCAGAGCCUCCCAUGCCCGUCGGUGACCCCCCAGAGAAGAGGCGGGGGCUGUACCUCACAGUCCCCCAGUGUCCUCUGGAGAAACCAGGGUCCCCCUCAGCCACCCCUGCCCCAGGGGGUGGUGCAGAUGACCCCGUGUAGCUCGGGGCUUGGUGCCGCCCACGGCUUUGGCCCUGGGGUCUGGGGGCCCCGCUGGGGUGGAGGCCCAGGCAGAACCCUGCAUGGACCCUGACUUGGGUCCCGUCGUGAGCAGAAAGGCCCGGGGAGGAUGACGGCCCAGGCCCUGGUUCUCUGCCCAGCGAAGCAGGAGUAGCUGCCGGGCCCCACGAGCCUCCGUCCGUUCUGGUUCGGGUUUCUCCGAGUUUUGCUACCAGCCGAGGCUGUGCGGGCAACUGGGUCAGCCUCCCGUCAGGAGAGAAGCCGCGUCUGUGGGACGAAGACCGGGCACCCGCCAGAGAGGGGAAGGUACCAGGUUGCGUCCUUUCAGGCCCCGCGUUGUUACAGGACACUCGCUGGGGGCCCUGUGCCCUUGCCGGCGGCAGGUUGCAGCCACCGCGGCCCAAUGUCACCUUCACUCACAGUCUGAGUUCUUGUCCGCCUGUCACGCCCUCACCACCCUCCCCUUCCAGCCACCACCCUUUCCGUUCCGCUCGGGCCUUCCCAGAAGCGUCCUGUGACUCUGGGAGAGGUGACACCUCACUAAGGGGCCGACCCCAUGGAGUAACGCGCCCGGCCCCGAUGCGAAUCAGGCCUCCCCUACAUCUGGGGGCGUUGGCCGCGAGAUUCCCAUUGACACCUUUGUUUCGUGUGCUUUUAAAUUCAGGUUAAAUGUUGCAAUAAUCUGAUGCAGAAGACUCAGCUUCUCAAGGGAGAGGGAGGGGGCGGAGCGGAAUAAAUAGUAACUUAUUUAAGAAA
Molecule: messenger RNA, 8412 nt
Organism: Homo sapiens (human)
Lineage: Eukaryota; Metazoa; Chordata; Mammalia; Primates; Hominidae
Gene: CACNA1H
Product: calcium voltage-gated channel subunit alpha1 H
Exons: 34
Coding region: 384-6662 (2092 amino acids)
Biological process (GO): monoatomic ion transport; calcium ion transmembrane transport; transmembrane transport
Cellular component (GO): voltage-gated calcium channel complex; plasma membrane; membrane
Molecular function (GO): monoatomic ion channel activity; voltage-gated calcium channel activity; scaffold protein binding
Source: RefSeq, a predicted model, not a curated record